Molecule: messenger RNA, 2503 nt
Organism: Monopterus albus (swamp eel)
Lineage: Eukaryota; Metazoa; Chordata; Actinopteri; Synbranchiformes; Synbranchidae
Gene: tmem198aa
Product: transmembrane protein 198aa
Exons: 7
Coding region: 604-1779 (391 amino acids)
Biological process (GO): positive regulation of canonical Wnt signaling pathway
Cellular component (GO): cytoplasmic vesicle; plasma membrane
Source: RefSeq, a predicted model, not a curated record
AUAUAAUCGCAUGAAUGGCUCCUCUCCACCACCCCCUCCCGAGCUGCGGGAAUGGUUUAACCCAUUGAGAGUGCGAGAGACAGUGAGCACAAAGGAAGCGCGGCUCCUGCUCGUUCAGAGAGGAUAUAAAUGGCUGAUGUAAACACUGAACAAAAACCGCAAGCCUGGAUUUCCAUUUCCCGUCACACUGGUCCAUUAUCAGCGUUCAAUAUUACAUGAAGUAGUCGCUAAUAACAACGGGUCUGUGUGGAUAACUAAAGGCAGGCAGUAAGUGAGGAAUUGAAGCCAAGAGUAGAGGUGAGGACAAGGGAGUUGAGCAUUGUUUCCAUCUGCGCUUCAGGGCUUUCUGGAGUUGCUCACCGGCUUUGGACUGAGUCUGGUUUACUGGGACAUGAUGUGAGGUUUUUCAAGCUGACCAAUUCGACAAGUGGAGAUUUUUUCUUGGUUUCAUCUCUCCCUCCCUCUCUCUCUCUCUCUGUGUCUCGCUCUGUUUUGGAGGUACACAUACUUCUCCAUGGGUGAGGCCCACUGAUCCAGGCAUCCCUGUAGACCCUGUUUAUCCCUCACCUCUGGCCACCUCUGCUCCCCUCCACUGCCAUCACAAUGACUUCUACCAACCAGCUGUUGGGGUUGGCGGAGGUGGGGCUGAAGUGUGACCAAGAGAUUGAAAGGAGGUAUGAGAUCGUGCCCUCAGUGGUGUGCUCCAUGUGCUGCCUCUUUGGAAUCAUCUACUGUUUCUUUGGCUAUCGAUGCUUCAAGGCUGUGUUGUUCCUCACAGGCCUGAUGUUUGGCUCUGUGGUCAUCUUCAUGCUGUGCUACAAGGAAAGGGUGAUGGAUACUCAGCUGAGUGUAGAGGCCUCAGUCGGCAUCGGCCUAGGCAUCGGGACCCUCUGUGGCCUGGUGACCAUGCUGGUUCGCAGUGUGGGACUUUUUAUGGUGGGCCUGCUGCUUGGCCUGCUGGUUGGAGUGGCUUCAAUGGUGGCCAUGGAGGAGUUCUAUCAUCCCAGAACAGUCUGGGUUCCUCUGGGUAUUCUCCUGGGUUCUGGAACAUUAUUUGCUGUCCUCACUCUUCAGUGGCAACGCUGCUUUGUCACUUUCUCCACUGCCACCUUUGGCUCUGCCAUCAUCACAGUCACUGUGGAUUACUUUAUAGAGCUGUUCGCCUUGGUACACUACAUCUACGAGAUACUGAGGGUGGCACCAAAGAAGCCAGUGUGCUGGUUUACUUGGGUCAUCUUAGGGGUGUGGCCUGUCCUGGCCCUUCUUGGAGUGUUGAUUCAGUGGAAAGUCACUGCAGAAGGAUUUUCUCACACAGAGGUGGUUUUGAGUCGACAGCAACGGAGGGUCCAGCUCAUGCGCAUCCGGCAGCGGGAAGAGAAACUAAAAAAGGAGAAGGAGAACAAAAAGAAGAAAAAAAAACAGAACCAGAAGAGCAGCCACAAACAGAAGGUCCACACUCAUCACCACAACCACCACCACCAGCAGUAUCACCACCCAGCAGCGUCCCACCCACAUCACCAAGUCCAGAGCUCUCAGCCGCCGAAAGUCCCUCCUCCUCAGACUGAACCUGGCUACCAUCGCAAAGCCAACCCUAAAAGACGCUUUGAUGGAGAUGUACUGUCACCAAGCUACAUCAGAAGUUUCAGGGACAGACAGACUGACAGACGGGCGUACUCCCACAGUCGAAUGAUGAGCCGCUCCCGAAUGGCUGAACUCGAUUAUGACUGUGGCUCUCAAGUGCCCCUCACGGCCCCCACUGGACCCCCAGUUCGCAUCUGAGACAGUGCAAUGAACAAAUCCGCAUACACACAACUGCACAGUCACAUAAGGCUACUUCAAAACUCUUUGUCACAGUUAGGGAUAGAAACCCUAACCUUACCGUGCCAACCUAAUCAACUGCCUAUCUGAACAGGAACUCAGCAUGUCCCAAAGCUGAUAAGUAACACACUGGUUUUCUCCUCUCAGACCUUAUAAAAGUUGUAACUAUUUGGCCAGUUUGGUCUUGUUUUGUUCUUUUUGAAUGUCAAGACUUAAUAGCAGGGACUUUUCUUUUAGAAGGGACAAGGACAUAUUGCUGCUGAAGGAAAUGUAGUCAAAUCUCAGACAUCCUGAAUCAUCACAUGCUCUGUUUGGUUCUUUUGUAACUGGAGAACAUUGGCAAAAACUGGACUUGUGAGGAAUUAUUUAAACUGGCUCUGCUGAACAUUUGAUUUAAAUACUUUUUUUGCUUGCAUCAAGCCAUAAGUGGAUUGCAGGGUGUGGGGAAAAAAUGCAUCACAUGGCAUUCAUGAAGUCAAGGUAAGAAAAGAUUUGCUUCAAGGAUUCCAUUAAGAGCACUCAGCGAAAAACAAAAGAAAAACAACACAGCUAACACAGAAACAGAAAGGCAGCCCCUCUUCUCUACUGAAAGGUCACUGUGUGAAGCAAGUAAAAUGGUCUUAUACUUGUAUAGCACCAUUCCAUGCUUUACAGCACACUCAAAGCGCGUUCACAUUAUUCGGCC